AUUUCAAUAAUUAUUGACACAGCUGCUGCGUUCAGUGAUAAACAAGGUUUCGUCUAUUGAGCUUUUCAUAAUCAUCGUGUAAUUGCAUUAAGUAGUUAAUUGUAUCGCAACGUACGUGUACGGAAUACUGUGACAUAUAAAAUCAAAGUGGCACUGUAUAAUGACACGGCAAAUACAAGGCGGUGUUGUUUCACAUUAUAGAAUCACCACUUAUGUGCAAAUUACUGAAAGUUAAAACGCAGUCGCUUCCAUAGUUUAGUUUAGUGCUCGUGUGACCGCCGGGCAACUCGUAUCGUACCGUCCUUUCGUAACGCUAUUCACAUGUCGAAUUAUAUCUAGUUCCGGUGUCUGCACACAUCACUCAAACAUAUUUUCCUGAUACGUUUGUACGUCUGUUAUCAUCUCUCCUCGCUUGAUAUAAAAAGAAACUUAUCGAGUAUGCACACAUCAAGGAACAACAUAUUUAUUAGCGGAAUUGAUUAAGGCAGCGGAGCCUCGAACUGUAUUGACUUUACAAGUGAGUGACAGUGUGCUUCUCGCUCUGCGACCCGUAAUCUCGUCUCGAUAGGAUAGGAUUGCUCAGCGUCGAGACACAAAUCUAGAAAGAUAUUCGUGGAAGAGGAAUCUCAGUGUCGUGCAUGAGUGCCGUUUCAUCGGCGGCGUUGAUUCGAUAGUCGUCAUCGAGCAGUUGAAUGUGCGAGCGAGCGAGCGACACCAAAUUGGUGAUUUUAUCGACACGGAAACAAAAGACGAAAACGCUGACACUGGCGCAACGAUUCGAAACGUGAUGGUCAUCAAUGUCAUCGAUUCAUUAGCCGAGGUCACAUUGAAUACGCAGAACAAUGGAGAUACGCGUGCGAUACUUGUUCGCUAUAAUGCUAUGCAUUGCGAACAUGAUCAUUUACGGUCUGAAAGUGAACAUGGCGACGGCGAUCAUCGGUAUGGUGAAAAAAAAGUCAGGUGUACCAGAUUGGUCGGAUGAGUGUCCGGAAUUUGAUGAUCCUGCGAAUGCCGCCGAUAUCGACGGUCCAUUCGAUUGGACGGCAAGCCAGCAAGGUCUGGUCAUUAGUAUAUAUUUUGCUGGUUAUCUCAUCGGUAUGUUUCCAUCGGGGUAUUUGGCGGAUCGGUUCGAUACCAAGCUCGUAUUGCUAAUCUGCGUGCUGGCGAAUGGAAUUUUAACAAUACUGGUGCCGGUCGCGGCGAGCGAACUGUACGUGCUGUAUGUCGUAAGAUUUUUGACCGGCCUUGUGAGCGCGGCGAAUCUUCCUAUAGUAAACGUUCUUCUGGGAACAUGGGUCGUGUACGAGGAAAAAAGCACGUGGGUCGGCAUCAUAUACGCCGGAACGUCGCUCGGCACCGUGAUAUCUAUUCUUACCACGGGAUUGAUAUUAAAUUACGUGAGCUGGGAGGCUGUUUUUUACAUUCAUGGGACGUUACCAUUGAUCUGGUGCGUCAUCUUUUAUAUAUUUUUCGCCGGUUGUCCGGAGGAGCAAAAAUACAUAACGGAGCAGGAAAGAUCGUUCAUCGUGAACUCGUACGGCCAUCGUACGCCCGGCUCCUCGAAGAUGAAGAUCCCGUGGAAAAGUAUAUUUACAUCGGUACCAUUUUUGGCUCUGGUCGUUACGAAUACCUUAGGCAACUUUUGUUGGUACUUCUUGCUCACCCAGUUGCCGCUUUACAUGAACAAGAUAUUGCGAUUCGAUAUCAAGUCGAAUGCUGCUAUCGUUUGCACGCCGUAUCUGGUGAAUGCCUUCACUAAUCCACUAAUCGGAAGGGUUUUAGAUUGGGGACGGAAAAAGGGAUUCUGGUCGCAGACGGUCGCACGUAAAAUUGCGGUAUUCAUAAGCGCUAUACCACCUAGUAUCUUUCUCGUUAUAAUCGCGUACAUUGGUUGCGAUCGUACGACAUCGACCGUACUGCUAACUUUGAGCAUAGUAGUCUGUGGGGCUAUAUUUGUUGGCCAUCUUUGUAAUCAGAACGACUUGGCCCCGAAUUACGCAGGAAUUCUGAUGGGCAUUACAAAUACUCCAGGCACUAUUUCCGCCUUUAUUCUGCCACCGAUAGUUGGUGCUCUCGUAGCGGAAGGACACACUAUAGCGCGCUGGAGGAUUGCAUUCUGGAUUACCAUCGUCGCCCAGGUCUUCGCUUUCUUGGUAUUUGCGGCUUUCGGAUCAGCCAAAAUUCAACCGUGGAAUUAUCCGGUACCGGAUGUUGAAAACUGGGACGCCGACGAAGGGCAAGUGCAACAAGAACAGCGGCAGCAAGAAACGAAGACUUAAAUUGAGACUGUCUUUGUACAGCCCUUGGUAAAGAAUCAAGAGAAACAUAUUUUUUUUACAAGAAUCACGCCUAUUGCGCAGAUAAGAAAUGCUAUCUAGAUAAAUUGAAUAAGCACGAUAAAAUCAUUUAUCAUAUGAAAUGAAAUUAAGUUAGCGUUUUUUAUAUAACAUUCCACAGUCACGCUUAAAUCAAUUCCUUUUUUAUAUUUUCAUAUGUCUGGUUAUAAACCAUUUUUGAUGAAUCUACUGAGAUUAAUUAGCGGAUGUAAUACUUAAUUAUACCACUUUAUCUGUUUUAUAAUAUGUAUACGUAUAUUGGUAAUAUCUUGCAAAAUAUACAUUUCAAGCAAAGGUUUUGUUGAUAAUACACUUUGCAGUAUAUUAUCAGUGCCAAAGUUUUAACUGCCUUAUACGGGCGAUAAUUUACAAAAUAUAGAUUGUACAGUAUAUAUGCAAGAAAUUUAAUAAAUAACCGCAUUCA
Molecule: messenger RNA, 2760 nt
Organism: Vollenhovia emeryi
Lineage: Eukaryota; Metazoa; Arthropoda; Insecta; Hymenoptera; Formicidae
Product: sialin-like
Exons: 7
Coding region: 843-2279 (478 amino acids)
Biological process (GO): monoatomic anion transport; transmembrane transport
Molecular function (GO): transmembrane transporter activity
Source: RefSeq, a predicted model, not a curated record